This is a messenger RNA of Populus euphratica (Euphrates poplar), 1590 nucleotides long. RefSeq lists its product as uncharacterized. The record is from RefSeq and is a predicted model, not a curated record. Lineage: Eukaryota; Viridiplantae; Streptophyta; Magnoliopsida; Malpighiales; Salicaceae. Gene Ontology annotation, biological process: phloem or xylem histogenesis; leaf vascular tissue pattern formation; auxin-activated signaling pathway. The coding region runs from base 129 to 1541 and encodes 470 amino acids. The transcript is spliced from 7 exons.
GAACCUGACAUCUCGCUCCACCAUCCUCUAUAAAACACCCACACCCAACCAUUUCCCCAGUAAUAACCCCACUAAACACACCACCAACACCUCGACACUGAACACACGUCCACCAUCUUCUCUCUCCAAUGGACAAACCCGUAACGGAGCUAUGGCGACCCGACCCGGUUUUCCGGCCACCGGAAACACCACGUGAGCCCAUGGAAUUUCUUUCACGGUCAUGGAGUGUGUCAGCUUUAGAGGUAUCAAAAGCCGUGGCCCCACAAAUGGUCUUCUCUGGCAAGACCAUCCCAUGCGGUGCUGGUGGUAUGAUACAGGAGGAUAUCAUUGGAGAGUUAGAAGAGGGUUGUGCUACCGUUUCUGGAAACCCCUUUUCUUUUGCUUCCUCCGAGACAUCCCAGAUGGUCUUGGAGAGAAUCAUGUCACAGUCGCAGGAGGUAUCUCCACGCACUUCAGGCCGACUCUCUCACAGCAGUGGACCUCUCAAUGGGUCCUUAACGGACAGUCCUCCUGUCUCUCCAUCUGAGAUGGACGAUGUCAAGUUUUGUCGACCCAACAAUCCGCCUAAUAUACAGUUCCGUCCACCUGCUGUCACUCCUGGUGGUAAUGCCCUCACAGUAGCCGCUGCCGGUGGUGGUGGUAAGACUGUUGGUAGGUGGUUGAAGGACAGGAGAGAGAAGAAAAAGGAGGAGGUGCGGACCCACAACGCGCAGCUUCAUGCUGCAAUAUCUGUGGCAGGGGUUGCUGCCGCUGUCGCUGCAAUUGCAGCUGCAACAGCUGCCACUUCGGGGGCUGGGAAAGAUGAGCAAAUGGCAAAGACUGACAUGGCGGUGGCAUCCGCUGCUACAUUGGUGGCCGCACAAUGUGUGGAGGCAGCAGAGGCCAUGGGGGCAGAGCGUGAGCGCCUUGCAUCUGUGUUGAAUUCUGCGCUGACUGUGCGUUCUGCAGGUGAUAUCAUGACAUUAACUGCUGCUGCUGCUACUGCAUUACGUGGUGCAGCAACGUUGAAGGCGAGGGCAUUGAAGGAAGUCUGGAAUAUUGCUGCGGUCAUUCCAGUGGAUAAAGGAGUAGGGGUGGGUGUUGGAAAUGGCAGUAAUGGUAGUUCUAAUGGUAGUUUCAGUGGUGAACUUGUGCCUGAAGAGAAUUUCCUGGGCAUCUGCAGCAGGGAAUUGCUUGCCAGAGGUUGUGAGCUCCUCAAGCGCACUCGCAAAGGUGACCUUCACUGGAAGAUAGUUUCUGUUUAUGUCAACAAAAUGAAUCAGGUUAUGUUGAAGAUGAAGAGCAAACAUGUCGCUGGGACCAUUACAAAAAAGAAAAAGAAUGUGGUGAUCGAGGUGAUCAAAGAUAUGCCCUCCUGGCCAGGCCGCCACUUGCUAGAGAGAGGUGAGCAAAGGCGGUAUUUCGGUUUGAAAACUUUGCAACGGGGAGUUAUCGAAUUUGAGUGCUCGAACCAGAAGGAAUAUGAUCUCUGGACUCAAGGCGUCGCAAGACUUCUCUCCAUUGCAGCAGAGAAGGGCAACAGACAUAGAAUGCGAGUGUGACCAUCUACUGGGGGGUUACUUUUGCAAAUGAUCUACUUGGGGGGUUACU